Tetrahymena thermophila SB210 is the source of this 297-nucleotide messenger RNA. RefSeq lists its product as hypothetical. Lineage: Eukaryota; Ciliophora; Oligohymenophorea; Hymenostomatida; Tetrahymenidae. The transcript is spliced from 2 exons. The record is from RefSeq and is a predicted model, not a curated record.
AUGAAAAAUUACUCUUGGUUGUCUCUAAUGGAAACUAACUUAUUUUUAUUGAUGUUUAAUCUUAAAUUUAUUUAAAAAAUGAAUAACUUGAUUAAUUAAGUUCUACUGUUUCCUCUAUCUAAAUUGAUGAGGAAGAAAAAUUAUUAAUUAUUUUGCUUUCUACAAACCAAAUAUUUAGUUACGAUUACUCAUCUCUAUAAUUAGUUUGUGAUUGGAUGGAGACUAAUUAAAUUACAAUCUCUACAUUUUAGAUAAACACUUCUUAUAAAAAAAUUCUAUACGCCUCAGGGAUUAUGA